AUGGCUCGUGUAGUCCGAAUUCCAGGGGGCCUCGCAUUUUGUCCCAACUGUGCUAACUGCCUGUACACCAAACCAACCGACCCUGCUGACCCGGACCGAAUCGGCGAACGCCUUACCUGCUAUUGCUACACUUGCCCUUACCAAUGCCCCGUUUCAUGGCUCAUGGAGAGGCAUGAGAACGGCCAGACCCAAGAAGACUCAGACUCGGACUCGGAUGAUACGGAUGUCGGCGUCAAGGUUGAAAGCGAGGAGGGUGGAAGCGACAAGGCAGCGAACGAUAAAGUUGAAGAUCACGCCAAAGAUGCUGCCGUUGAAGAUGCUGCCGUGGAAGAUGCUGCCGUGGAAGAAGAUGACGCCGGCUACUCUCCUACCAGUAUGAUCCCUUCGGACGGCACGGACGGGGCCAGUGAUUCCCUCGUGCUGAAUGCUGAGCAGCUCGAAUUCGUCAAUGCCCUGACCGAUGCGAUCUCUCAGCUGUAA
Messenger RNA from Penicillium cosmopolitanum, 480 nucleotides. RefSeq lists its product as uncharacterized. NCBI's taxonomy places the organism in Eukaryota, Fungi, Ascomycota, Eurotiomycetes, Eurotiales, Aspergillaceae. The record is from RefSeq and is a predicted model, not a curated record. The coding region runs from base 1 to 480 and encodes 159 amino acids. The transcript is spliced from 2 exons.